Molecule: messenger RNA, 1143 nt
Organism: Ceraceosorus guamensis
Lineage: Eukaryota; Fungi; Basidiomycota; Exobasidiomycetes; Ceraceosorales; Ceraceosoraceae
Product: NAD(P)-binding protein
Exons: 6
Molecular function (GO): oxidoreductase activity, acting on the CH-OH group of donors, NAD or NADP as acceptor
Source: RefSeq, a predicted model, not a curated record
UGGGCCACGGUGAGGUGGAGAAAUGGCACUUGGUCGGUAAAGAGACUGACGCGCAAAGAGUGGGCGCAACAAAUCGUCGUGGUUACGGGCGGAUCGAGCGGAAUGGGAAAGAGCAUCGUGGAUUGUAUGAUCAGGAAAGGCGCAAAAGUCGUCUCGUUGGAUAUUUUGCCCGCAAAAGACGAAGCAGGCAUAACGAACUACAUUUGCGAUAUUUCUGAGCGCGUCGAGGUGGAAAAGGUCGCAGCGCAGAUCAGGCAAGAGAUCGGACAUCCAACCGUUCUGAUCAACAAUGCUGGUAUCCAGAACAAUCGUCUAUUGAUCGAUCUAGACGAUCAAGAGAUUGAUCGUAUGCUCAAUAUCAAUCUCAAGUCUCAUUUCUAUACCAUUCAGGCUUUCUUGCCGGACAUGAUUCGGCGCGGAAAGGGCCAUGUGGUCCUCACGAGCAGCGUGAUGGGCUACGUCGGUGUUUCGCAAAUGAGCGACUAUGUGGCAACGAAACAUGCCCUGGUGGGCCUGUUGGAAUCGCUGCGGUACGAGCUUGACAAAAAACAUCGCGUGCCCAAGGUCCGAACGAGCCUAGUGAUUCUAGGACACGUACGAACGGCCCUCUUCUCCGGUGCCCAAUUUGGUCCCUUGGCUUCCUUUUUAGCGCCUACCGUCGAGGCUGAGCAAGUAGCGCAGGAGAUCACAGCAGCUGUGGAGCGCCAAGAGAGCACGCACAUCGCUUUGCCAUUUUAUGCCAAUUUGGUGCCUUGGUUGAAGGUGGUGCCUACCUUUUUGAGGGAUUUGGCGCAAUGGGUGAGUAGGCGCCGGACCGGGGCUUUUGCCCGGACGCUGGACCAGAACUUGAGAGAAAUGCACUCUGAUUCCUUGGUUGUCUCCUCUGCCUUUCUCGAUCAUAGAUGGGAGACGCGGACGAUAGUAUGCCCCCGCCUACUCCGAAUGCGCGUGCGCGUGCGCGUGCGCGAAGCAAAGGAGAAUGAGAUGCACGAGACGUCCCGAUCCUGCUUGUGCCGGUCCGAUGCAGAGCAAGCUCAUGGUGGUUGUAGGCGAGGCUCGAGCCGCAAGACGAGCAGCAAUUGCUCCAAAAUGCGAAGAAAUGUAGAGCAAUUUGCCAAUUCCGAGAGCGAAUCCUUUUUGUGA